AAUACGUAAUAAAUACAAUUUCAAAAUAUAAAUAACAAAUAAAUCAAUCAUUUCAUGUUUGAUGAUUAUUUACAUAAAUAUAGCUCAUUAUUUUAAGGGGUGAUGGUGUUAUCGAAGUAUCCAAAAAUGAAUUAAAUAUAAUAUUUAACUACGCCAAAAUAAUGCCUAAGAUACCUUAUAAACCUGAAAAGGGUCGUGAAGAAGACGAGGAUUAUGAAAUUGUAUCUUUUGAAGACUUUUGCGAUAAGCCUCCAGGAACGAGUACCGAUUUAUUGACUUUAAAUGACAAUAUUAACUAUCGACUUCAUUAUGAAACCGACAAGGCUUCAAAUUUUCCUGAGGCCGGUGAACCAUCAACUCGAGAUAUUGGGAUGCACACGGAAACUUCUUUAAACGGUCCCAAAAAUGCGUCGUACAAAAGAAAAUUGUCAUUUGCACCGUUCGGCAGAACCGAUAAAAAUAGCCGCGGUCCAUUAUUCAGUGGAGUUAUACCGAAACCUAGAAAUGAAGGGGAAUCUAGGGAACACAGAUACGAACGUUUCUCUCCGCGUGGCGGUUGGCUAGCGCGUACCUGGGAACAGCUAGGGAAUUUGUUACCUGGUAUGCUAGCUACGGCGUUGUUGUGCGCGUUAUGCGUGGGCGCAUGGUGGGCGGUGGGCGGAGCUCUAAGCGGCAGCUGGGGAGAUGAUCACUACAGACGUCUCUACGAACGCGCUCAUCCAGAUGACAUAAAAAAACCACUGUCGCCUGUAAUUGAGAAGAUUAUUCCGACUGAGAACCGCUACCACGACCACAACAAUUUGUCAACCAAGAACAAGAACAUCACAGAAGCGUCUUAUAAGAAGGAUAAUAAGAAAAGUGACUACGGCGAUUUGGAUCAUCAGUGUGGUGAUGUAUCAGACAGCAUGAGGUUCGACUGCCAUCCGCAGGGGGGCGCCAGUGAGGAAGCUUGUACCAAACGGGGUUGUUGUUGGGGUGCGACCGCUGUGCAGGGUGCUCCAUACUGCUACUACCCUAAACACUACCCGAGCUACCGCUUCAUGAACAGCACAGAGAACAAGCACAGCAUGACCGUGUACUACGCUCACGGGCUGGAUACAGGGUACCCUGGACAGUGGGGAACUGUCAUGGUGACCUUCAACUACCUGGCCGAUGAUGUCCUGCAGAUUAAGAUAACCGACGCUAACAACAAGAGGUUCGAACCCCCGUACCCCGAGGUGCCGGUGGUGUCGGGGCGGGUCACCAGUCUCCAGUACCGAGUGCUGGUGGACAGUGCCGCCGUCGGCUUCAAGGUCAUCAGGACUGAGGACAACGUCACCAUAGUCGACACUCAGAACGUGGGUGGUUUGAUAUUAUCGGAGAAAUUCCUUCAGUUAUCGUCAGUACUGCCCACGGACCGCGUGUACGGCUUGGGAGAAAAACAGGCGCCGCUCCUGAACAACUUCAAUUGGAACACCUUCACGCUGUUCAACAGCGACAUGCCGCCCAUAGAGAAUAAAAGUCUCUAUGGGACUCAUCCUUUUUACCUGGCGUUGGAGAGAAAUGGGAAGAGUCAUGGGAUGCUCCUGUUGAAUUCGAACGCUAUGGACAUAGUCCUCCAACCGUCUCCGGCUAUAACGUACCGCGCCGUGGGCGGCGUCCUAGACUUCCUGGUGAUGAUGGGUCCUUCGCCCUCGCAAGUUGUAUCUCAACUCACGAGCCUUAUCGGCAGACCCUUCAUGCCGCCGUACUGGGCGCUCGGAUUCCAUCUGUGCAAAUACGACUACGGCAGCCUCAACACCACCCGCCAGGUCAUGCAGAGGAACAUCGACGCCGGGAUACCGUUGGACGCCCAGUGGAAUGACCUGGACUACAUGAGCACUGCGAACGACUUCACGUACGACAAGAAGAAGUAUGAAGGCCUGCCGCAGUUCGUUGACGACUUGCAUCAGAAAGGAAUGCACUACGUAGUGCUCGUCGAUCCCGGGGUGAGUGCGUCCGAAACUCCGGGCAGCUACCCGCCUUUCGACCGGGGAUUGGAAAUGGACGUGUUCGUGAAGAACUCCACCGACCAGCCCUUCGUGGGGAAGGUCUGGAAUCCAAAGUCGACGGUGUGGCCGGACUUCACCAACCCCAACGCGUCGGUUUACUGGAAGGAAAUGUUGGAAGAGUUUUAUAAACUGGUUAAAUUCGACGGAGUGUGGAUCGAUAUGAACGAGCCGUCCAACUUCCUGUCAGGGUCUAUGUACGGUGAAUGUGACCCCGAGGACCUUCCCUAUACCCCCGCGGAGACACCUCAGGAGGGUCUCAAGUAUAAGACCCUGUGUAUGGACGCCAAGCAUUACGCGGGGAAGCAUUACGACGUGCACAACGUCUACGCCAUGGCGGAGGCCGUGGUCACAUUCAAUGCUAUGCGUGAGGUCCGUGGUAAGCGUCCGUUGGUGUUGUCUCGAGCGUCCAGUCCCGGCCUGGGAAGAGUUUCUGCCCACUGGAGUGGAGACGUCUACAGCAAAUGGCACGACCUCAAGAUGUCUAUACCCGCCCUGCUGAGUUUUAGCUUGUUCGGCGUGCCACUGAUGGGUUCCGACAUCUGCGGCUUCAUCGGCGAUACUUCUGAAGAGCUUUGCAAGAGAUGGAUGCAGCUUGGAGCUUUCUAUCCAUUCUCACGGAACCAUAAUUCCAAUGAAGCCAAGCCCCAGGAUCCCGUGGCCAUGGGAGCGGGCGUGGUGCGAGCGAGUAGAAAUGCGCUCCGCACGAGGUACCGAAUGCUGCCAUACUAUUACACACUCUUCUGGAAGGCCCACGUGGCGGGGGAAACGGUCGCCAGGCCGCUGUUCAUGGAGUUCCCAUCUCUGAGUAAAGUCCACUCAAUCGAUGAGCAGUUCAUGUUGGGUCCGCACGUGUUGGUGAGCCCUAUACUCACCCCCGGCAACUCGACCACGGCGUUGUUCCCCUCCACCACUUGGUACAGCUUCCUGGAUGGAAGAUACCUGGCCAGAGACCGAUGGAUGGAAAUCGGAGAAGGGGAUAUCAUAUCCAUCAGGGCGGGUGCGAUCCUUCCACUCCAAGAGCCGCCGUCCAAGGGACCCGUGAACACGGUCGUGAGCCGCAGCGGCCCUCUCCAGCUGUUGGUGGUUCCCGAUAAAGAAGGAGCGGCUCACGGGCAGCUCUACUGGGACGACGGAGACAGCAUCAAUACCUAUGAAGAGAAAAAAUAUAGCCACAUCGAUUUCGUUGUAAAAAACAAUGAGCUACAGAAUAUAAUACAGUGGUGGGGAUAUGGGGUUCCAUCUCUCAACUCUAUCUCCAUACUGGGGAUGAAGCCCUUAAAGUCCUUGACCAUCAACGACAUCCCCACCAAAUACACAUAUAUUAACAAAACUCAAGUCGUUACUAUUUCUUCCAUAAAUCUGCCCUUAGAUAAAACAUUUCGUGUAAAAUGGACCUACCAAAAAACAGGAAAAAUAUAAUUCUUAUUGCAUUUCGUAGCGAAAAUUAUAUUUUUUAAAAUUUUUGCUAAAGGUAAGUGUAUUUUUAAUUGCCAUAUCUUGGUGGAUAUAACUACAAAGUGUCGCGAUUGGUUCAAUUUGACCGUGGCUUUUGUACUUUGCCACAAUUUGUCACAAAUGCCAUGUAGUGAUAUGAUACAAUGCCAUAGGAUUUUUUUAUCAAUAUGACCAAACUCCCUGUCAUAAAUAAAUGUAAAUUUUGAUAAAUUACAUGUCAAGUGACACACGUUUUAGUAGAUAGAUCAUAUCUCAUCAAAUAAAACUAUAAUCUUAAUAAAAUAAAUAAAUUUUAUUAUAUGUUAAAGUAAAUUUAAAGAGACAUACUUGAAAGAAAGAUCUCAUAUAAUUUAUAAGGAAAUUAUGCCAAUUAUACCAAAAAUAUAUAUACCUAUUGUAAUUAUAUUUUUAGUACAUAAUGUAAGUAUGAACUUAAAUUGAUAUUUGUUAUUUCAAAGGAUUCGAUGUGAGAUAGAAAAACUUCUCAUUAUAAUACAAAUUUCAAAUACAGUUAGGCACAGAUUGGAAUUAAUCUUAUAGUAAAGGAAUAGGAAUGGUGUAUUUUUCAUAGUCCUGUGUACACCGUAGUACUUCCUAUUAGUACCUUUAUUAUAAUUUCCAUUCAAAUGUAGUAGAAUACAAUUUUAAUGUAUGUGGUGUUAAAAAUAAUUAUCGUAUAGUAAAUCUGUGCUUUGAGCGUAUCGAUGUGUGCCAAUCACCUGCUGCAUGCCUUUUAUAUUAUUGAAGGGCUGUUAUAUAUUAGUUUACCUCCUCAUUAGAUGUAUCUUUACUUAUACAAUAAAAUGUGUAAAAUGUUUGUUGCCAGCUUUGUUAACCGUUUGUAUAAUAUAGGUCAUAGAUGUAUUAUUUGAUAUUCAUUUCAAGUUAUCUGUGAUGUUUUAACUUCUGAUUCAAUAUGUUGUGUAAUUUUAUUAAUAAAAACAUAUAUGUACAUAUAUAUAAAAUUAAAAAAUUGUAUGUAUGUACUAUCAAAAUAUUAAUUAAUUUUAUAAGUGUGAAUUUUUUAGCCUGAAUAUUUCUGACUUAUGGCAUAUUUGACUUAUUUGCUCACUGCUUUUCUGAGUAUUGUCCUUUUUAAAUUGUUUUAUAUAUGAUUGCUAAUUAUGGAAUUGAUUUAGAACAAUACUAAUGUUUUUUGUUUAUGCAUUUUUCUAUACACUCUCUUCAAAUAUAAUGUAUAGCUCAAU
Messenger RNA from Danaus plexippus (monarch butterfly), 4693 nucleotides. Its product is annotated as lysosomal alpha-glucosidase-like. The coding region runs from base 162 to 3449 and encodes 1095 amino acids. Gene Ontology annotation, biological process: carbohydrate metabolic process. The transcript is spliced from 20 exons. The record is from RefSeq and is a predicted model, not a curated record. Lineage: Eukaryota; Metazoa; Arthropoda; Insecta; Lepidoptera; Nymphalidae. Gene Ontology annotation, molecular function: alpha-1,4-glucosidase activity; carbohydrate binding.